AUGCUGCGCCAACCAGCCUCACGCUGCCUGCGGCCGUUGCCGCGGCGUCAGCAAUUAACGCAAACCCGGACCAUUUUCUCCCGCCGGAGCAGAGCUUCCCCCGGCCGCGCUAGGGAGGAGCUCAACGUGCAGCGGCUUGCCCAGGAGAGCCAUGACUACAAUCAGAUGCGCCGGACCUUCCUGACCGCAGGGGCUAUAGCAGGCAUCAUCUCGUUCGUCUACACGGCUUACAAGCUCAAGGUGGCUAUCGACAACCAGCCGGCGAAGCUCGAUUCGACACUCCCUCCAAGCGACCCCCUCCUCGAUGGCGGGAACAGAAAGGUCAUCUUGCAUGACGAGCAGGGCCGUGAGCUCGUGCCGACGGGCAACAAAACCGUCGAGUUCUUUCCAAGAACUAUAGAUCUGCCCACCGUAUCCGAGAACAGCGCCUCGUCGGUGCCUUCCGAUCCGCUCGCCCCUCCGGUUGUCGUGAACCCUUCUCCCACCCAACAGACGACAGAGUACACACUUGUCGGGCUGGGAACGCGCUCCGUGACAUUCAUCGGGAUUAACGUCUACGUUGUCGGCUUCUACGUCGCGACAGCCGACAUCGCCGCCUUGCAGUCCCGGCUUGUGAAGCGUGUGAACCCGAUAGCGACGACCCUUGUGGCAGGUGAGAAGGGCGACCUGCACAAGGCCCUGCUCGACCCUGUCGAGGGUGAGGCCAUAUGGAACGAGCUCCUACGUGACGGCAUCCCGGCCCGCUCCGCCUUCCGAAUCUUGCCCGUGCGUGACACAGACUUCCAUCACCUGCGGGACGGCUUCGUGCGGGCGAUCCAGGCCAGGUCGGACAAACUUCUGGAUGAGGCUGGCAGCAACGCCGGAGGGGAUCUGGUCAAGGCGGACAAGGAUGCCUUUGGAGAAUCGAUGCGCGCCUUCCGCCAGCUCUUUAACCGUGGCAAGGUGCCCAAGUCAAAGGAGCUGCUGCUGAUACGAGAGGACGGCGGCAGGUUGAGGGUGGUGUAUGAUGAUGGCAAGAACAGGGAGGUCAUUGGGACCGUGGACGACGAGCGGGUCUCGCGCGCCUUGUGGCUCAACUACCUGGCUGGCAAGAAUGUGGCUAGCGAGCCAGCGAGGAAGAGCAUUGCCGAUGGCGUCCUGGAAUUUGUUGAAAGACCGGUAGGCACUAUUGCCACCCGAGUUUUGUAA
Messenger RNA from Pyricularia grisea, 1188 nucleotides. RefSeq lists its product as uncharacterized. The coding region runs from base 1 to 1188 and encodes 395 amino acids. Gene Ontology annotation, molecular function: intramolecular lyase activity. The transcript has a single exon. NCBI's taxonomy places the organism in Eukaryota, Fungi, Ascomycota, Sordariomycetes, Magnaporthales, Pyriculariaceae. The record is from RefSeq and is a predicted model, not a curated record.